GGAAUCGAUUAUAGUUCCAUUCAGAAAUAUGCCGCUUAUUAAACCGUUCCGCAAUCACAAUGAACUAACACCAUUCACUCGGUGCCGGAUAACGAAUAUAAUGCCGGCAGCAAAAAAAAAACAGUGCCAGCGGUGUGAUAAACGCGAGAAAUUUCCGAUGCUAACCAAUAACUGCAAAAAUUGUUUUAUCGGUCCGUAGGACAUAUCUGCUGUGCGCAUUCCGCUUGGCCGGCGUCUGUCAGGCGCCCCUAGUAUCAACUUUCACCGAUCGAAAGAAAGAGCCAGCAAAUCCGGUACUCUCUGGUACUCGCGACCUUCGCGCAUCUCGCGCAAUUUCCUCGCUAGUGAGCUAACUGAGGCACCAUGAUUUCAGCAUCCGCACGAUCAAUGCAAAACACGCGGCCAGCCCAUGGUUCUGGUCAAUUUGCAACGCCUUAUGAAACCGAUUGGCAAAUAAUGAAUGAACCUCAUGCUCAAUCGAAGUGGGAAACACUUUCUUAUCAAUAUUGACAUAAACACAUAUACUGUCCAUAAUCGCGUAGUUGUCCCACGAUCCGUGGAAGCCCUCGCUCAAUUGGAUGGGACCUAUUUGCAGAAGGCAACCCUUCGAAAACUGAUCGAAGAAAUAAUGUUUUGAUUUGUUUUCGAAGCAGAGAACAGCUGAUCAAAUUGUUCUCAUGUCAUUUCCGUUUUUUUUUUCUUUCUUCGCAGCGAUAUUUGCAGAAAUGGGAACAUUUACUGAUAACAGUAAAUCGACAAUGUUGCGUAACAUUGUGCUGGCACUAUUUUCGCAAUUCACAAACGAGCAGCUCAAGGGCAGUAUUACAUAAAAGGUAUUGAUUUCAACGCAUUGCUGCGCCGAUUCGUAGGUCAACCUUCAAAGCACACCCCGAAAUAGGAACCGGUCUCAUCCAACGGGAGAGGGUCCCAAUAGGAAAAUUUUACAGGUAUAAAAGCAUAUGGCAGUUCUAUUUCAACAAUAUACAACUUCUACAAUUCAGUUUGUAAACAUCUACAGGGCAACCAACCGAUCAGCAACCAUGAAGUUCACAAUCGUGCUCGCCGUAGUGGUCAUCUGUGCCAAUUUCGUAGCCAGCGAACCGACACUGAUUACCGCGACACUGGCCAAAAAAUUCCUGUUCCACAAGUGGAUUGCCGGAAAGAAGCUACCCGCCAUUGAACUGCCGAAAAUUCCACUCCCGAAAUUGCCCAGCAUCUCGCUGCCGUACCCACUUUCAGCCAUCUGGCCAGCUCCGGUCGUGAAACCCGUUCCCGUUCAUCCUGGACCACCCGUUGUUUACUAUGCCCUGCCCUCCGAAGAAUACGUAGAGGUUCAUCCGAUCCCGGAGGGAGAACUUGACGUGUCGAACCACGUUCAGCAUCUGGAAGAUGAAAGUGCUGCCGCGGCCAAUGCCGAAGCCGGUGCCGUUGAUCUGCGCAGCGGUCCGUACUACAUUGCCGAGACUCCAGCCGUCCGACACGUGGCACCACUACCGGAAGGAUACCAGCACUCGGUGGUGGCCCAGAAUCUGCAGCCAUUGCCGGUGGCGUAAGAGUGAUCCCAUAGCGGAACUAGAUUUAGAUUAGGAAAAAUGAUGGUGUUAAAUGAAUUAUUAUUAAAAGUA
Messenger RNA from Malaya genurostris, 1625 nucleotides. RefSeq lists its product as uncharacterized. The transcript is spliced from 2 exons. NCBI's taxonomy places the organism in Eukaryota, Metazoa, Arthropoda, Insecta, Diptera, Culicidae. The record is from RefSeq and is a predicted model, not a curated record. The coding region runs from base 960 to 1553 and encodes 197 amino acids.